Acanthamoeba castellanii str. Neff is the source of this 1146-nucleotide messenger RNA. RefSeq lists its product as uncharacterized. The transcript has 3 exons. NCBI's taxonomy places the organism in Eukaryota, Discosea, Longamoebia, Acanthamoebidae. The record is from RefSeq and is a predicted model, not a curated record. Bases 1 to 1146 code for a protein of 381 amino acids.
AUGAGCGAGAGGAAGGAUAAGGCCAAGACCCUUCAGUCGUACCACGAGGCCUCGGCGUCCACCUCAUCGCUCCUGGGCUCGGUCAAAGAUGGAAUUUCCAGCAAUUCCAAUUCGCCAUCAUCCAAAUUGAGCAGGACCAUGCGAGACCCCGCUUCUUCAUCUCCCUCGACAUCGGCCACAUCAUCCCCGUCGGGCAAGGACAAGAAGGAAGCGAAAAAGAAUCACAAACAUGCCAAAGACAAAGAACCGAGCGUGGAUCAGGAGCAGCUGCUGCUCCAGGCCGAGAACAGGCCGCAGUGCGAGUGCGGCACGGCCUGCACCAGCCAGGACCCCCUCCACUGGGUCCACUUCCAACACACCCCGCGCUCGCCCACCGCCUCAGCCUCGUCCCACGAGGUGCGCGUGCGAAGUAGCUCGCCUUCCACGACGGAGCGAGAGCCGGCCAAGAGCGGGCGCAAGACGCCGCGCGGGAAGAGCACACGACGGAAGAGCCGGGACCGAACGCAGCAGCCGGCCGGCGGCGACGGCGACGACGGGAGCAGCAGCGACUCGGGCUCGGGCGUGAUGGGCACCGUGAUCGUGCACAGCGGCGACCUGGGCGGCAGCAUCCACUCGUUGAGCGGCGGCAGCAGCGCCGUGAGCGACGACGACUACAACAACGACGACGACGAGGGGAGCGGCACGAUGGUGAUUCGCGACGAGGUCAUGCUCGAGCGGCUGCACUCGGGCGACUACGACGCCACCGCGGCGCCGGGCGCGAACGGGGACGACGCGGCGGCGUCGGUGAUCGUUCACUCGUCGCGCUCCGAGGUCCAGCCGUCGUCGAGCGCCAACUCCCCACGGCCCUGGCUCAACAAGUAUCGCUCACCCGAGACCUGGGAACGAAAUAUUAUCGCUUUGGAGAAGGGCGAGUUCACGGAGGACAUGAACGAGGAGGCCUUUGGCAAGUACGUGCGCAACAAGCCACGGCCCUCGGCCCAGCAGCUCUUCGUGCAGCUCUCGUCGCCCGCCCUCCUCGCGGCCCGGGAGAAAGCCUCGGCGUCCGCACCCUCGUCGCCGUCGGCCAAGACGAAGAAGAAAUCGAAGAAGACGCCCUCGUCCGCCGCAUCGUCGCCCACAUCAUCAGCUCCAUCGACUCCGCACUGA